Molecule: messenger RNA, 2368 nt
Organism: Malania oleifera
Lineage: Eukaryota; Viridiplantae; Streptophyta; Magnoliopsida; Santalales; Ximeniaceae
Exons: 1
Coding region: 134-2074 (646 amino acids)
Source: RefSeq, a predicted model, not a curated record
GGUAAGAUAUUUUUAUAUUUCGAAACCAACAUUUACUCCUUAUAAACCAGGAAAGCUGAUGCAGAAAAGGCAAAGGAGGAAAAGGGACAGGAGAACAAAAUCUGAGAGUUUCUGAGAGAAGAUAACAGGAAAAAUGCAGUCACCUUGCCUGAGAGAAGCUCUACAAGCAAUAGCAUGUCCUCCUGGUUGCUGUCCAUCCCCAUUACUAGGCUUUCCUGAGCCUCAUGAAGCCAAUUCCAAGUCCAGCAACACUUCUGCGGCUUGCCGCAAAAUCUUUGUAAGAAAAACUUCUUCCUUUUUCUUUUCAGAAACCCAAUUCACCAACCAUGAGUCUCUCCCUUCUUUGGAGGAGUCAUUUGCUCAAUUCACCAAAGCUUACCCACUAUAUUCUGAGACCCAAAGAAUAGACCAAAUCCGAGCACAAGAAUACCAGCAUCUAUCCCUCACCAACCAUGUCUGUCUUGAUUAUAUUGGCAUUGGCCUCUUUUCACAAGCACAGUUUCGAAAUCUAAACACAAGGCCCUCAUUUGCCUCAUCCUCAUCUCCUACACCACCCACGCCUCCACCCAGAAAAUUGGAUUUUCCAUUUUUUAGCCUCUCCUGCAAGACAGUAAAUCUGAAGUUCCAGCUACUGCACGGUGUCCGAGAAUCAGAAAUGGAAUCUGCAAUCAAGAAAAAGAUCAUGGGUUUUCUUAAUAUCUCAGAGAAUGAUUACUGUAUGGUUUUCACUGCUAACAGAACUUCAGCCUUUAAGCUUGUAGCAGAAUCUUACCCGUUCAAAUCCAGCAGAAAGCUUCUGACAGUUUAUGACUAUGAAAGUGAAGCAGUGGGAGCCAUGAUAGACAGCUCAGAGAAGAGAGGAGCUCAAGUCAUGUCGGCCGAAUUCACAUGGCCAAGUCUGAGAAUUCAGUCAGCAAAAUUGAAGAAGAUGAUUGUGAGUAAGAAGAAGAAAAAGAAAAAGAGGGGACUCUUUGUUUUCCCACUUCAUUCUAGACUAACAGGAACUAGAUACUCAUACCAGUGGAUGAGAUUAGCACAGGAGAACAGGUGGCAUGUCUUGCUUGAUGCUUGCGCAUUGGGACCAAAGGACAUGGACAGCUUUGCCCUGUCCCUGUUUUGCCCAGAUUUCCUCAUUUGUUCCUUCUACAACGUGUUUGGUGAAAACCCAAGUGGAUUUGGCUGCCUCUUCGUCAAGAAAUCUACUGUUCUAAUCUUAGAAUCUUCUACAGGUAUAGGGAUUGUCAGUCUUGUCCCAGCAAAGAAGCUUUCUCUGUCAUCAGAAGAAUCUUCUGAAACAGAUGCAGAACCCGAACAGACGAUUAAAUUUGGGUCAAAAGAAAAUGACUCCGCUACAUCAAGCCCUUUCUCAGGUACCGUAACCAAAACAAAUUCUGAAAGAUAUGAACAAGUAGAGACCACUAAGCUACACAAAGCAGCAAUUAGUCCAAAACAGAGACGACCGAUAACAUCAGAUAUCGUGGAAUCAGAGCAGAACACCAAAAGCAGUGCGAGUGGGAGCUUAGAGAUUGAAUUCAGGGGGUUGGAUCAUGUAGACUCAAUGGGACUGAUAAAAAUCAGUAACAGAGCAAGGUGCCUAAUCAAUUGGGUAGUAAAUGCGAUGAUGAAGCUCCAGCAUCCUAGUUCAGGGAAGGAGAAUCCCCUGGUGAAAAUUUAUGGACCAAAGGUAAAAUUUGACCGGGGACCUGCAUUGGCAUUCAAUGUGUUUGAUUGGAAAGGUGAAAAAGUCGACCCUGCUCUUGUACAGAAGCUUGCCGACCGAAACAAUAUUUCUCUCGGCUACGGGUUCUUGCACCAUAUUUGGUUCGCAGAGGAGUACGAAGAAGAGAAGGAGAAAGUCAUAGAGAGAAGAACGAGACAGGAAAUAAUGCAAAAAAAGAGAACAGACAAAGCUGAUCUCGGAAUAACAGUUGUUACUGCUGCAAUUGGAUUCCUGGCCAAUUUUGAAGACAUUUAUAAGCUUUGGGCUUUUGUUGCUCAGUUCCUGGAUGCAGACUUUGUGGAAAAAGAGCGAUGGAGAUACACAGCUCUUAAUCAGAGGACUAUUGAAGUUUAAAAUAAGUAUGUUAUUCAUUUAUUCUUUCAGACUACUGAGUUUGGGAAGUAUCAAUUGCACAUUAUAGAAGGGAAAAGGAGGGAGCCCAUCUUUGUUCUGUCAAUUUUAUUCUAGAAACAGUCUUCACUCGUUCACAUCGUCACCUGCACCUUUGUUUAUUUUGUUUUCAACACCAUAUCCUCGAGUAGUCAAAUGUACGCAUUUCAGCAAGGAAAACAAUCCUUCACUUGACACGGUGUAGGCUUUUGAAUUUUGAUGGAAGGAGAUUGCGCUGGCAACCGUUUUUAGAUAAAA